AUGUUUGGGAAUCCAAAGCAUAAGAAGAAUCCAAAAAACCGGCGUCCUUCCAAUAGUGAGCAAAAAUCCUCAAAAAAUGACAAGCCUAAGUUUCCACAAACCUCAGUAAAUCCAGAUUUUAUUAAGGCAUGCUUCGAUGCGCGCACUGCUGGUAGUAAUAAUCCACCUCAAACUAUAAGACUUACACAGGUUGCAGGUAGCUUGGCUUAUGGUUAUACUGAAGAAAGAAACAAGAGUGGAACUGUUGCUGUCGGCUACACAAAUAAUAAUAAAGUUGUUAUUGGACGCAGUCAUUCCCUGUAUCAAGGGAAAAAACCUGAGACUCGUGCCCCCAGUAAAUAUAAUGUGAAACAGCAAGGCAGAAGCCCUCAAAAUUGUGGCGAGCCAAAAGUUAUCGACAGAGCUGAUGAUAGAGAGAGUAAAAUUACUGAGACUGUAGCUGUUUACAGAAACCACAAGAAGCCAAAUGGAAUUAUGAUUGAACGCUGUCCAAAUUGCAAGCAGUACCAAUGCCUUGGCCAUGUAUAUACUGACCACCUCAAUGGAAAAAUCGUCCCAUCUGUGACAAAAGAAGAGAAGGCACGUGGCCAACCACACCUGCGCCCAAUUCUCACAACUAUUAGCGAAGUUGCAUCAACAUCUUCAAGUCUGUAUUCUCCAUCGUCAGGCACUCCACGUAAUACGUACCAUGGUUCUCGUGCCAUUGAGCAGAAAGCCAAGAGCACAUCAGCACAGUACAAUCCUAUGGAUGUCACGUUGGGUGACCGGCGGUAUAGCAUCGGAACUACGCGAGGUUUUGUCAAGGAAGAAACCCCAUUUGUAAGGAGGACUCGAUCAAACAACAGAAAUUGA
Acaulospora morrowiae is the source of this 852-nucleotide messenger RNA. The record is from the annotation of a GenBank genome assembly. Lineage: Eukaryota; Fungi; Glomeromycota; Glomeromycetes; Diversisporales; Acaulosporaceae.